This is a messenger RNA of Effrenium voratum, 3816 nucleotides long. The record is from the annotation of a GenBank genome assembly. NCBI's taxonomy places the organism in Eukaryota, Dinophyceae, Suessiales, Symbiodiniaceae.
AUGUGGGUGCAGCUAGCGGAGAAGGCGCCCGCCAAGGGCCGAGCGGUGCAGGUGGACCUGGCGAACUCCGGCUGGGUGGUGGUCCGAGGCAAGGACGGGGAGAUCUACGUGGCUGAGGACGCGGUGCCCCCGCUGCGGCAGCCGCUGCUGGGCUCGGGGGGCUCCGUCGACGGGCGGCUGCUGCGCGCCAACUGCCGCCUCUUCGGCACCCGCUUUGACCUCCGCAGCGGCCAAGUCCAGGGUCCCUGGUGCCCCGGCGUGGAGCGGGGCCAGCAGCCCCUGGUGCAGCUGUGGCUGCUGUGGUUCCUAGCGCUGCUGUUGCGGCAUUUGGUCAAACCGCAGCCGCUGCGGGUGGUGCGCAGCCGCCUGCACGAGGGACGCCUGGAGGUGGAGCUGCCGCCGCUGAAGAGGUGCUGGGAUGCCCCGCUGGCACUGGCCAGGUGGCUCCUGGUUCCACGUGAGGCUCCGAACUGGGCCCAUGCCGAGGUGGAGCUCCAGGUGCUACCUGGAAAGAGCAACGAGGAGAUGGAGGAGGUGAAGAUUUCAGCGGUGGCCAAAGGCUGCCAGGCCGAGCUGGGCAAGGCUUUGCUGCGCCUGCCGAGAACCGCCUCCGCGCCGCAGAUGGCCGCGCUGGUGCGGCAGUGCUUCAGCCCUACGGCAGCAGCGAAGGGACCGCGGGUCGCCGUGUGGGUGGCGCAGUACGUGCAGCCGGAGGCCCGGGGCCUAGGCCUCGACCAACGCCUGUUUUCCAAGAUCCUCGAUGUCUUGCACACAAGAGGCUUCGACUUCGUGCUGCUGGUGGUGGACGGGCGCACGCCGCAGCUGGUGGCGCAGCUCCAGGCGCACUACGAGGGCCAAGGCUUCGUGAAGAUCGCGGAGCCCAACGCUAUGGGACUGAUGCGCGCCAUGCUGCGCCCCGUGCGAAGCGCAGCCCCCUCCGCCGAGCGAGCCACUGGCGCCGACGCGGUGCCCGUGGCGAGCGCCUUUCAGCUGGCGCACGGCUACGUGGCCCUGCCACUCCUUCAGGAGUUUGUGCAGUUGCUGCCUGCGCUGCGUGCCGGGCGGCUGGGAGUCAAGCCCGGGCCUGCGCAGGUCUUGCUGCGGGCCAUGAUGGUGCUUGGCUAUGUAGAGAGGCGAGCAGAUGGCAGCGUGGGCGUCAUAGAAUCAGAAGAGUUGCAGGCCUGGGAGCGUCUCUUGGCGGAGCCCCUGGAGCCCUACGAGGUGCCGUGUUUGGCGUCGCUGCCGAAGCUGCUGGCCCAAAGGCGCAGGCGGCUCGAGACCCAAUUCGCCAAGGUUGCAGCCCUGCUGGAGGGCGCACUGCUGACGCCGCUGCUGGUGCUGCUGCUGGUGGCGCGCCAGCGUGGCCUAAAAGAGCUGGAGGACCAGCUGCUGCUGGAGACGGGUUUGGGUACGGACCACGGAGGCGCGGUGCAGAUGACCACCUCAGCACCCCUGGCACUGCAGCGCUGCCAGAUGAUGCUGGUGGCGGUGUCUUAUGCUCCCAUGCUGGCAAAGUUUCAGCACGUCCUCCGGGAGGAGCCCUCCUGGGGCUUCCAGGAGGCGACGGAACUGACGGAACUGCACGUGGAUCGAGGCCUCAACGUCUGGGGCAGCGGGCUGCAGCACCAGGCCUUUUUUCGGCAGCUCUUGGAGUUGCUUGGCCCCCUCUUUAGCGGCGACCCCCAGAAGCAGCCGCGCUAUGUGGCGGACACAGGCUGCGGGGACGGCAGCUUGCUGCUGCAGAUCUACGACUUUGUGCGGACCCGGACCCCACGGGGUCAGCAGCUGGAGGAGUUCCCGCUCACGCUGAUCGGCAUCGACCUGAUGAACGAGGCCUCCCUGCGGGCGGCCAAAGAGACGCUCCGAGCAGUGCCGUGCGAGCUGCUGGCGGGGGACAUUGGCCAGCCAGGCGCCAUCUGCGAGGAGCUCCGGCGGCGAGGCGUGGACUGCAGGCAGGUGCUGCAUGUGCGGUCCUUCCUGGACCACGAUCGGCCCUUCCUGCCACCGCAGCGACGGCCAGAAGGCGCACGGGCCCGCUUCGUGCGUCACCACUUUGUGGAGAGCGCCUACCUGGACAAAGCCGGCAACCUGCUAGCCGCGGAGGAGGUGUACCAGUCCUUGGUGGAACACCUGCAGCGCUGGGCAGAGAUCCUAAACGGCCACGGCCUCUGCAUGCUGGAGGCCAUGCUGUUGGACGUGCCCACCACGCGUCGCUACUUCGAGGACAAUGUCUCCUUCCACUUUGACAUCGAGGCGGCCCUCUCGCGGCAGUACCUGGUCCCCGCUGUGCCCUUUUGUAUGGCCCUAGCAGAAGCAGGUCUCUUCAGCAGCUUGCAGGGCUGGAGAUGCUUCCCCGAAUCUGGGGAGUACUGCCGGAUCCUGACGCAGCACUUGCGAAGGCAACCCUUCCGGGUGCGCCUGGCGGAUCACCGGGACCUGGACACGUUGGAAAGUCUGCAGACCCCCGGCCCCCUGCAGGUCUCCCGGGCGCAGCUGGAGCAGCGCUUGCGGUUGGCGCCCUUGGGCGCUCUGCUGGCUGAAGCCGCUGAUGGCCCACUGGCGGCGAUCUACACCACCCGGCUCCCAGAGGAGUCCCUGGCACGGGCCGAGAUCGAGCAGGUGUCGCAGGGGCCGGUGUUGCAAAUCAUCGCCCUCAUGGCAGCCCCAGAGGCGCCGGGUGUGGGCGCUCUGCUGCGGGACUUUGUGCUGCAGCUGGCCCAGGUGGAGGGUGGAGAGACCUGCAUCGGCCUGAGCCGGUGCGGAAGCUGGGCAGGCUCCGGCCUCGGUAUGGAAGACUACAUCAGGAGACAUCAAAGCGGGGAGCUCUGUGACAAGGUUCUGGGCUUCCACACCCAGCGCGGCGCAAAGAUCGUCGGCCUGGCCCCGGGCGCGCGGCCCGUGGACGUGGAGAACCAAGGCACUGCGGUGCUCAUCCGUUACCAGCUGCGUGGAGAUGACGAGCCACUCGGGAAGGUGCCGAUUUCCGCGCCCGAGAUCGAGGCCUUCAUCCGGGAGGAGCUCGCGCUGAACCUCCAGGACAUGACUUUGAGCCUGGACUCUCUGGAGCUGGCGCAGCUGCAGUCUCGCGUGGAGCGGCGCUUCGGCGUGCGGCUGCCGCCUGAAGCGCUGUUCAGCGAGGGCGGCGUGCGGGGCCUCGCGGAGGCGGCGGCCAGGCAAGGCGGGAGAGGACAAAGCGCCCCCGAAAGUUUGGACGCGAAAUCUGUGGAGAGCUUCCUCUCGGAGGUGCUCGGCGAGGGCGAGGAGCGCGACUCUUUGGACUUGGCGCGGCUGCAGUCCCAGCUGCGGCGCCGCUUCCAGGUGGACCUCGGCUUCGAGGAGUUGGCGGCUGACCGAGCAGCCCUCACCGAGGACAUGCUGCGAGCUCGAGAUAUCCAUUACAACAAGUGGCGCGAGGCCCCAAUUGGCAUGGGCUCUACAGGCAUCGGCCAGUCGGCUCCAUGGAACCAGAAGGCAGCACCCGGCUGUGCCUGCACAACCUACGAGAUUUUGAAAGCCGGCUCCGGCAAGGCCAUCACAGCUGGCAGCAACCCAACGGUCCACGCAACCGGUGUGGUGAAAGAGACUGGCAAGAAGUUUUGGAGCACCAAGGACCCUGGACAGUCGCCGUUCAGCUAUGAGGCGGGCCGUGGUAAGGUCAUCAAAGGAUGGGACCAGGGCUGCCUCGGCAUGCAGGUGGGCGAGGAGCGCAAGAUCACCAUCGGCGGGUCGGAGGGCUACGGCGCUGGGGGCUUCCCUGCCUGGGGCAUCCCGCCCAACGCCACCUUGGAGUUCACUUUGGAGUGCCUUUCGGUGUGA